Molecule: messenger RNA, 733 nt
Organism: Nelumbo nucifera (sacred lotus)
Lineage: Eukaryota; Viridiplantae; Streptophyta; Magnoliopsida; Proteales; Nelumbonaceae
Source: RefSeq, a predicted model, not a curated record
CAUCCAUGAACCAACCUGUCUAAUCUCCUCUCUAUCUAGCUUUCUCCUCUCUCCUCUGAGAACUGACAUUCUUUUAGACAUUCUGUUUGAGCUUCUGUGAGCUACAGUGGUGGAAGACGAAUUUAGCCUUGGACCUUUGUGGAAAUAUCUAAUCUCUCCUUUCUAGAUUCUCUCAACCGUCAAAGAUCCUUUGUGGGUGUCGCUGACCGACUUCUGAUCUUCAUUUCUCUGUUUCCAUCUCUUUCUUUUAAAUCCUUUUUUCGGUGAAAAUAAUAUUCAGAAUCGAUUUCUUCAGCUUUUGUUAAAUUUUGCUGUUGUGAUUCUGCUUUUGGUGAUGAGGGGGUUGUUUUAGUUUGAUCUGAAGAAACAGAGGGAGAAAGUGAUAAGAGAUAUGGAGCUUAUUGAAGGGGUUGGGGAGAGCUCUUCGCCUCAGCGUAGUAGUUUCGGGGGUUUCAGUGGGUAUGAUGUAAGGACGGAUGUGUAUAACCGCUUGAUGGAGUGCGGGAACGAGGAAGCGACGUGUAAUCCCGAGUUUCGUGAGCUGUUGGAUGCUCAUUUUAAUCGCUUGCCUUCUAGAUAUGCACUCGAUGUGAAUAUGGAUAGAGUGGAAGAUGUUUUGUUACAUCAAAAACUUCUUGCUAUGGCAAAGGACCCAGAAAAGCGACCUGUCUUCCAUAUCCGAUCCUUGGAGGUACUACUCAUUAGUUUGAUUUUCUGAUGGCCAAAUUUUUGU